Messenger RNA from Zophobas morio, 1064 nucleotides. It is a transcript of the gene Ufd1-like, whose product is annotated as ubiquitin recognition factor in ER-associated degradation protein 1. Gene Ontology annotation, cellular component: VCP-NPL4-UFD1 AAA ATPase complex. The transcript has 5 exons. The coding region runs from base 91 to 1005 and encodes 304 amino acids. NCBI's taxonomy places the organism in Eukaryota, Metazoa, Arthropoda, Insecta, Coleoptera, Tenebrionidae. Gene Ontology annotation, molecular function: polyubiquitin modification-dependent protein binding. The record is from RefSeq and is a predicted model, not a curated record.
ACUCUAACCACAUCCAUAACUUUUUCAAACGUGAAAUCGAGUGUUCAAAGUUUAAAUUUGCCGUGUCUUUGAAUCACCCCAGCCCCCAUAAUGCCCCGAAGAACAGGAAUUCGACGCCAGUUUCAGUUCGGUUUCAACAUGUUCCCGGAGAUUCCGCGGCCCUUCAACAUGAUCUACAAGUGCCAUUCGGUGGCAAUGUUGCCGGGAAAUGAAAGACAGGACGUGGAACGCGGCGGCAAAAUAAUAAUGCCACCUUCGGCCCUCGAACAACUAACCCGGCUCAACAUCAACUACCCAAUGUUGUUUAAACUCACCAACAAAAAAACGAACAGAGUGACGCAUUGUGGGGUCUUGGAGUUCGUGGCGGACGAAGGAAAAGUGUACUUACCUUUAUGGAUGAUGCAGAAUAUGGUGCUCGAAGAAGGGGACAUGGUACAAAUGGAAAGUGUGUCGUUACCGGUGGGCACAUUCUCAAAAUUCCAACCUCUGUCGCCCGAUUUUCUCGAUAUUACGAAUCCAAAGGCCGUCCUUGAGAAUUGUUUGCGUUCGUUCGCUUGUCUGACUACAGGGGACGUGAUAGCCGUUAAAUACAACCAGAAAAUUUAUGAAUUGUGUGUCCUUGAGACGAAGCCUGGGAAUGCCAUCAGUAUAAUCGAGUGUGACAUGAAUGUAGAAUUUGCUCCACCGGUGGGCUACAAAGAGCCACAACAAGAGAAAAAAGAAGAUGAAGAAAUGGCUGUGGAUCCUGCUGAUCUCAUGCCUGAGCCCACAGGUUUUGUUGCUUUCAGAGGCGCCGGAAACCGACUAGACGGGAAAAAGCGCAAGGAUUCAGCAACGAGUGAUAUCAUCCCGCCUAAACCCGUCUACGUCCGAGGUAUUCCAGACUAUGAUUAUCAAAUUGGAACGCUGCGGUUUAUACGGCGAUCCACUAAACCAGGAAAGGAGAGCGAGGAAUCUAGUCAGUUCAGGGCUUUCAGCGGGACUGGAUUCAGCAUGAAGGGUUGAAACGAAAAUCUGAAAUUGUUGUUUAUUGUUUAGCAUUAAAAAAAAAAACGAGCACGUAA